Paracoccidioides brasiliensis Pb18 is the source of this 639-nucleotide messenger RNA. RefSeq lists its product as uncharacterized. The record is from RefSeq and is a predicted model, not a curated record. The transcript has a single exon. Bases 1 to 639 code for a protein of 212 amino acids.
AUGGCACCUGUACCAUUAUCCGCCAUUGCUGCUGGCGGUCUCCAAUCACUCGCCAACAAGAUCGGAUGGUCCAAUCACUCCUUCAAUCCCCAGAAAGGACCCAAUAUAUUACACCGUCUCAAUGUAUUAUCAGCCUCCUUCUCAUCCGUCGCUGGAUCCUUCCUCUCCAGAUCUAGAGAAAUGGCCCGAUCAAUUUCCCUUUCCUCCUCCUCCUCCUCCAAAUUACACCGCCGUGAACAGAUGAUCUCGAUACCCUCAACGUACUCCUCCUUCACCUCCUCCCCCGGCGUCGUCGUAGGAAUAGUCAUUGGAACGGUUGGCGGCUUCGUCUUAUUUAUAUGGGUCCUUUUUCUUAUCUUUGGAGGCCGCACUACUGCCGUCGUCGAUGACACGACUACGGUGACGGCAGAUAGCAGAGCUCAACACUCCCAGUCACGCAGACGGCGGCCGGAGGUGGUAGACGUCAUGAGCGGGAGUACCUCUUCGAGUUCAGAUGAUGUUAUUGAAGUGUUUGAGGAGGUGUCGUCCGGGUCGCACUCGCCCCGGAGGACAAAGAGUAAGCCUUCCGGGUCUUACAGGACCACGAAUCCGAACGAAUAUGGGGGCGGCAGAGCUCCGAGUCGACAUGUGCACCAUUGA